UGUUCUGAAUUGUUUAAUAAUAAUAGCCAUUUUUUAGAGAUAGGAGGAGGAGAGAGGGAUCUUUGGAAUUUGGGCUGGUUUCCAUCUUUUGAGAGCCAUGCUUGUCUCUUGGAGCUGAGGCUGAAAACUUGUCUUUUUGAAUUCUGGAUCUCUCAAACUUCGCCUUCUUUUGAAUAUGUAACAGUUCAUUGUUUUUUCUUGAGGUUGUGGAGGGAGAAUUUUGUUUCUCUCUUGUUUUCUUUUUCAUCUUUCUAAUGAUAGCUUUCUGGUUCCUGAAUCACGAACAACAAUGCUAAUGAUAAUCAAAGUUUAUGUUAGCAGUAAACUUUUCCUUGUAUAUCAGAAAAAAAAAAGUUCCUGAUCAAAUUGGCAGUGCUUUAGAGGAAGUUUUCUUAUAUAUACAUGUGUCUGUCUGCAUGUUAUCUUGGGGGGUUUCCAGCUCAGAUAUGAAGUGUGAAUCAAAAGAAAAACCAGAAAAGAAACAGAAACAGAGAAAAGAGCACCAGAAAUUCUACUUGGCUGCAGUUGAUGGGUCUCAAUAAGAUGCAACAGGGCCACCAGCAUCACUCUGUGGCUGUGAAGGUUAAUGACCAAAUGGGAACCAAGAGAAAGUAUACUUUUAUUCAAGCAAACAGGGCUUGGCUCCCAAAGUUUCUACUUCUUUGGAUAAUGGUGAUGGCGUUCUUGAGCAUGUUGAUCUACGAUGGAAUGGACGCCGAUAACAAAGAAAGGAGGAAGGAAGUUUUGAGCAGUAUGUGUGAACAACGAGCAAGAAUGUUGCAAGAUCAGUUCAGUGUUAGUGUUAAUCAUGUCCAUGCCCUUGCCAUUCUCAUCUCCACUUUUAAUUACUACAAGAACCCAUCUGCUAUUGAUCAGGAAACUUUUGCAGAAUACACAGCAAGAACAGCUUUUGAGAGGCCAUUGCUCAGUGGGGUGGCUUAUGCUGAAAAGGUGGUCGAUUCAGAGAGAGAAACAUUUGAGAGACAACACGGGUGGACUAUAAAGACAAUGGAGAGGGAACCGUCACCUGUUCGAGAUGAGUAUGCACCUGUCAUCUUCUCUCAAGAGACUGUCUCCUACAUUGAAUCCCUUGACAUGAUGUCAGGAGAGGAGGACCAAGAAAACAUUUUGCGAGCUAGGGCAACUGGAAAAGCUGUUUUAACAAACCCCUUCCGGCUGCUGGGUUCUCACCAUCUUGGUGUAGUCUUGACAUUCCCUGUUUACAACUCAAAGCUUCCUCCAAAUCCAACAGUCCACGAGCGCAUUGAAGCAACUGCAGGAUACCUAGGUGGAGCUUUUGAUGUUGAGUCCCUUGUUGAAAAUUUACUUGGGCAACUUGCUGGAAAUCAGGCUAUUCUGGUUAAUGUGUAUGAUAUCACAAACUCGUCUGAUCCUUUAAUCAUGUAUGGUCACCAAAAUCAAGAUGGUGAUGCAUCUCUUCUGCAUGAGAGCAUGCUUGAUUUUGGAGAUCCGUUUAGGAAGCACCAGAUGAUAUGUAGAUAUCAUCAGAAGGCACCCACAUCAUGGACAGCGCUCACCACGGCAUUCUUAUUCUUUGUGAUCGGUUUAUUAGUUGGUUAUAUCUUAUAUGGUGCUGCUAUUCACAUUGUUAAAGUUGAGGAUGAUUUUCAUGAAAUGCAGGAGUUAAAAGUUCGAGCAGAAGCUGCUGAUGUUGCCAAAUCCCAGUUUCUGGCCACUGUAUCUCAUGAAAUUAGAACACCCAUGAAUGGUAUCCUUGGAAUGCUAGCUUUACUUCUAGAUACUGAUUUAAGUUCAACCCAGAGAGAUUAUGCUCGAACUGCUCAAGGUUGUGGUAAAGCAUUGAUAGCAUUGAUAAAUGAGGUGCUUGAUCGGGCAAAGAUUGAAGCUGGCAAGUUGGAGUUGGAGAGAGUGCCAUUUGACAUCAGAUCCAUACUAGAUGACGUCCUCUCUUUAUUUUCUGAGAAGUCAAGGCACAAAGGCAUUGAGCUGGCAGUGUUUGUUUCUGAUAAGGUACCAGAAAUUGUUAUGGGGGACCCAGGGAGAUUCAGACAAAUAAUUACCAAUCUUGUCGGGAACUCUGUUAAGUUCACUGAGCGAGGACAUAUCUUUGUUAAAGUCCAUCUGGCUGAGCAACCAAGGGAUAUAGUGGAUGCAAAAGUGGAAACUUGUCUAAAUGGAGGAUCAGAUGAAAGUGGUUGCCAUCAAUUUAAGACCCUAAGUGGUUUUGAAGCAGCUGAUGAUAGGAAUAGUUGGGACUCCUUUAAGCAUUUAUUUGCUGGUGAAGAACAACAACAUGAUGGUUCAGUAAACAUGAUGACUAGUAAAGGAACUUCUGACAAUGUGACUUUGAUGGUCUGUGUAGAGGACACAGGAAUUGGCAUUCCACUACCUGCUCAGGAUCGGGUUUUCAUGCCCUUCAUGCAAGCAGACAGUUCAACCUCUAGAAACUAUGGUGGAACAGGUAUAGGAUUGAGCAUUAGUAAGUGCCUGGUUGAGAUGAUGCAUGGUCGUAUAAACUUCAUAAGCCGGCCUCAGGUUGGGAGUACGUUUUCGUUUACUGCUGUGUUUGAGAGGUGUAAAGAAAAAGCAUAUGAUAAUAUGAAAAAGCCUAAUUGUGAAAACCUGCCUUCAAGUUUUCGAGGAUUGAAAGCAACAGUAGUUGAUGGAAAACCAGUUAGAGCUGCUGUAACCAAAUACCAUCUAAGGAGACUUGGUAUAGUUGUUGAGGUUGUGAAUAGCAUCAGGGAAGCAUGCAGGAAAAAUGGUCCGUUUACUUUUGGAAAUAGUUUCCAGCCAGAUAUAAUUCUCGUAGAAAAGGAUUCAUGGACUUCUGCUGAUGAUGGAAGUUCUGGGUUACGGUUGUUGGACUGGAAACAGAAUGGGCAAACUUAUAAAAUACCUGAGUUGAUCCUUCUUGCAACCAAUAUUUGUAAUGUAGAAUUUGAUAAAGCAAAGGCUGCAGGUUUUGCUGAUACUGUGAUUAUGAAACCUUUAAGAGCAAGUAUGGUGGCUGCUUGUCUUCAGCAAGUGCUGGGAAUAGGGAAGAAGAGACGGACAGGGAAAGAAUUGCCUAAUGGAUCUUCCAUCUUUCAGAGCCUGCUUUGUGGAAAGAAAAUUUUGGUGGUUGAUGACAAUAUGGUAAACCGCAGAGUUGCUGCUGGUGCACUGAAGAAGUUUGGGGCUGCUGUGGAGUGUGUUGACAGUGGCAAAGCUGCAUUGAGGAUGCUUCAGCUACCGCACAGUUUUGAUGCUUGCUUUAUGGAUAUACAGAUGCCAGAAAUGGAUGGGUUUGAGGCAACCCGCAGAAUACGGAUGAUGGAGAGUCAGGCAAAUGAGCAGAUGAAUGGCAUGUGGCAUAUUCCUAUACUAGCAAUGACAGCUGAUGUGAUCCAUGCGACAUAUGAUAAGUGCCUGAAAUGUGGAAUGGAUGGGUAUGUUUCGAAACCCUUUGAGGAAGAAAAACUCUACCAGGCUGUUUCUAAGUUCUUCAAAGCCAAACCCAUCAUGGACUCAUAACAGGAAUUCCUACACCUAUGAGGACAAAGUGAAUUCUAAGCCGAAGAAUUUCAGUACCAGUAAAUUUUGACAUUCUGCUGGUGUUUUUAUUCUUUUUAUUUUGUUUUUAUCUAAAUUUCCUGCUCGCAGAUGUGGAAAUAGUUGGUUUCUUGGGAAUUUUGAGGAUUCUUGACCGACAGUGAAACACAGGCUUUGGGCAGACAUUUUCUAACCAACCUGAAUUUAACAUGAUUAGAAUGUUGAGUAUAUGUAUACUACCAUAGAAUCCUCCAGCCCUACGUGUAUGUAUAGAUCUUUAGGAAGGGGAGGGGGUACCAAAGGUGUAAAUCACAUAUAUAUUUUUCUAUGGCUUUCUAUUGGAAAUGGUCUUCAUAUCUGGAUUUGGAGAAAAACUCAGAUCACUGACACUGAAACGUGAAAGAAAAGUAGACAUCGGUGAUCAAAUUAUUUGCUUGUAUGAUUAUUUGUAUUGGGUGCAAUCUAGCAGUGAAAUUCUUUAUUCGAUUC
Messenger RNA from Carica papaya (papaya), 4005 nucleotides. It is a transcript of the gene WOL, whose product is annotated as CHASE domain containing histidine kinase protein. Gene Ontology annotation, biological process: phosphorelay signal transduction system; phosphorylation. Gene Ontology annotation, molecular function: phosphorelay sensor kinase activity. The record is from RefSeq and is a predicted model, not a curated record. Lineage: Eukaryota; Viridiplantae; Streptophyta; Magnoliopsida; Brassicales; Caricaceae. Gene Ontology annotation, cellular component: nucleus.